This is a messenger RNA of Bipolaris victoriae FI3, 327 nucleotides long. RefSeq lists its product as hypothetical. The record is from RefSeq and is a predicted model, not a curated record. Gene Ontology annotation, biological process: ubiquitin-dependent protein catabolic process. Gene Ontology annotation, molecular function: protein-macromolecule adaptor activity. The coding region runs from base 1 to 327 and encodes 108 amino acids. Gene Ontology annotation, cellular component: elongin complex. The transcript is spliced from 4 exons. Lineage: Eukaryota; Fungi; Ascomycota; Dothideomycetes; Pleosporales; Pleosporaceae.
AUGGCAGACGACAAGCCCACCGAGUACGUCACGUUGGUGUCUAACGACGGCUACGAAUUCAAGCUGUUGCGUUCUGCAGCAUGCAUAGCAGGAACAAUCAAGAAGGCGCUGGAUCCUAUGUCUGGCUUCCGGGAAAAUGCACAGAAUCGCGUCGAUCUACCGACCAUCAAUGGCGUUGUACUAGAGAAGGUUUGUGAGUACCUUUAUUACAACCAGAAGCAUGCGGAGAGCAAAGACGUCUCGGAUAUGGAUAUACCGCCUGAGCUGUGCUUGGAGCUGCUGAUUGCUGCUGAUUAUCUCGAUGACUACGUCAGUCAGGUAGUAUGA